Microthlaspi erraticum is the source of this 1113-nucleotide messenger RNA. The record is from the annotation of a GenBank genome assembly. Lineage: Eukaryota; Viridiplantae; Streptophyta; Magnoliopsida; Brassicales; Brassicaceae.
AUGGCAAAUUCCGAUCCCUUUUCAUUGUCGUCGAUGCUCAAUGCUUUACCGAAUCUCCGUCUUCCCGCCGCAAGAGAAACCAUGAAGGAGGAGAUUCCUGUGUUUCCUCCUCCUCCACGUGGCGUCCGGUUCUCCAUUCCUCCUCCGGGAUUCGCCCCACCGAAAGAAACCAAUCUUCCUAUAGCGAAGCAACCUCUAAACCAUCCAUGCUUCUGCGGAUUUCGCUCGGCCUUCACUCCUCAGGAGAUGCGUUUGCAAUGGAUGUUCCACUUUAUGACUAAUAGCGAAGAAGAUGAUGUGGCUCCGUUUAGAGACAUGAACUCAAUGCAGAGGAUGGCUUCUUUGCUGACGUCAGAUUCCGAUUACUUCAUGGCGAUCGCGAGAAACAAGAACGGCUCCAAACGCCUACAGAAGCUUCUCGGAAAAUCAGAUGACGCGGACAGCUUCUUCGCCGACGCUAUCUUGCACCGUUUUCUCCACAUGACGACAGACAAGCACGCGUCCCACGUGGCGAUAAAGGGGAUGCGAGUUUUCGACAAGGACAAGAAAGAAGCAAUGUACCAUCGCACGCUCCACUUCGCGCUUGACUUGGCGCGUGACCUAAACGGCUGCGUCGCGCUCAACGAGAUCAUAACCGACUUGGACCAUCCUUACUACAGGAAUCAGAUACUAGACUUGGUCGUGGACAGCGCUCUUUCGCUAAGCAACGAUGUUUAUGGCAACUUUGUGAUCCAACACGUGCUUAAACUGAAUGACUUGCGUUGCACGCGUAACAUCGCGGUUAACCUACGUGGUCACUGCGUUGAUCUCUCGUUUAAGAAGUAUGGGAGCUACAUAGUCGAGCGGAUUUUGGAGGUGGAAGAGUCAAUGGUUGUGGUGAUGUCGGAGCUUUUGGAGUGCGAAGGAGACAGAUUGAUGAGGCUGGCGAGGAGUGGGUUUGGGAAUUUCGUGGUGGCCAAGGCACUGAGAGUCUUGCAGGAGAAUACGUUUAGGGCUUUUAUGUUUUGGCGUUUGGUGGAUAAGCUCAUGCCUUUUCUCCAUCUCUUGCGUAGAUCUCGUGGAAGCAACAUUGCAGCGAUCUUGGAGUCGUAUUGUAAGCCUGCCUCAAACUAG